Messenger RNA from Vombatus ursinus (common wombat), 5254 nucleotides. RefSeq names its product SOS Ras/Rho guanine nucleotide exchange factor 2 (gene SOS2). Lineage: Eukaryota; Metazoa; Chordata; Mammalia; Diprotodontia; Vombatidae. Bases 42 to 4031 code for a protein of 1329 amino acids. The transcript has 23 exons. Gene Ontology annotation, molecular function: guanyl-nucleotide exchange factor activity; protein heterodimerization activity. The record is from RefSeq and is a predicted model, not a curated record. Gene Ontology annotation, biological process: positive regulation of GTPase activity; Ras protein signal transduction. Gene Ontology annotation, cellular component: plasma membrane.
CGCUCCCCCACCCCCGAUGCGGAGGAGCCGCCGCUGGGGCCAUGCAGCCGCCGCAACAGCCCUACGACUUCUUCAGCGAAGAGAACCACCCGAAAUGGCGGGGCCUCUUCGUCCCGGCCCUGCGGAAGGUUCAGCAUCAAGUUCACCCCAAUCUCUCAGCAAAAGAAGAUUCUCUAUAUUAUAUUGAAGAGUUGAUCCUUCAACUGCUAAAUAAAUUAUGCAUUGCACAGCCAAGAACUGUUCAAGAUGUAGAGGAACGUGUUCAAAAGACUUUUCCUCAUCCAAUUGACAAGUGGGCUAUCGCUGAUGCACAGUCUGCCAUAGAAAAACGAAAACGAAGGACCCCUCUCUUGUUACCUGUGGAUAAAAUUCAUCCUUUAUUGAAGGAAGUUUUAGGGUAUAAAGUAGAUUAUCAUGUCUCUCUUUAUAUUGUGGCUGUAUUGGAGUAUAUCUCAGCUGAUAUUCUGAAAUUGGCUGGUAAUUAUGUUUUUAAUAUCAGACAUUAUGAAAUAUCCCAGCAGGACAUUAAAGUAUCAAUGUGUGCAGAUAAGGUUUUAAUGGACAUGUUUGAUCAGGAUGACAUUGGUUUGGUUUCGCUCUGUGAAGAUGAACCCUUUUCUUCAGGUGAACUAAAUUACUAUGAUUUAGUCAGAACUGAAAUUGCAGAAGAAAGACAAUAUCUACGGGAAUUAAAUCUGAUAAUAAAAGUAUUUCGGGAGGCUUUCCUUUCAAACAAAAAGCUGUUUGCAUCUUCUGAUAUUGAAGGGAUAUUCAGCAACAUUUUAGAUAUUCAUGAAUUGACUGUAAAGCUUUUAGGCUUGAUUGAAGACACAGUUGAAAUGACUGAUGAAAGCAGUCCUCAUCCCUUAGCUGGCAGCUGUUUUGAAGAUCUAGCAGAAGAACAAGCAUUUGAUCCAUAUGAAACCUUGUCACAGGAUAUUCUUUCACCACAAUUUCAUGAACGUUUCAAUACUUUGAUGGCCAAACCUGCUGUUUCUCUACAUUUUCAGUCCAUUGCUGAUGGCUUUAAGGAGGCUGUACGGUAUGUUCUUCCACGCCUUAUGCUAGUGCCAGUUUACCAUUGUUCACACUAUUUUGAAUUAUUAGAGCAAUUGCAAGAAUGCAGUGAAGAGCAAGAAGACAGAGAAUGUUUGAAACAAGCUAUUACUGCUCUUCUGAAUUUCCGUUGUAGCAUGGAACGGAUUUGCAACAAGCAUUCACCUAGACGGCGACCUGUGGAUCCUGUUUGUCGAUUUUAUAAUCGUCAAUUACGGAGCAAGCAUCUGGCCAUAAAGAAAAUGAAUGAAAUUCAAAAAAAUAUUGAUGGAUGGGAAGGCAAAGAUAUUGGCCAAUGUUGUAAUGAAUUUAUAAUGGAAGGCCCAUUGAUAAGAAUAGGAGCUAAACAUGAACGCCAUAUUUUUCUUUUUGAUGGCUUAAUGAUUAGUUGUAAAACUAAUCAUGGACAGUCCCGGAUUCCAGGUUAUAGCAAUGCAGAAUACAGGUUGAAAGAAAAAUUUAUCAUGAGGAAAAUACAAAUUUGUGAUAAAGAUGACACUUCUGAAUACAAGCAUGCCUUUGAGUUGAUUUCCAAAGAUGAAAACAGCAUUAUAUUUGCUGCCAAGUCCAUUGAAGAGAAAAACAGUUGGAUGGCAGCCUUGAUUUCUCUUCAGUAUCGUAGUACACUAGAUCGAAUGCUAGAUUCAGUAUUAUUAAAGGAAGAAAAUGAGCAACCACUGAGGUUGCCAAGUCCAGAAGUAUAUCGCUUUGUUGUGAAAGACUCGGAAGAAAACAUUGUUUUUGAAGACAAUUUGCAAAGUGGAAUCCCUGUCAUUAAAGGAGGAACUGUGGUGAAAUUGAUUGAAAGGCUAACAUACCACAUGUAUGCAGAUCCCAAUUUUGUGCGUACUUUUCUUACAACCUAUCGUUCAUUUUGUAAACCACAGGAAUUGUUGAAGUUAUUGAUUGAACGAUUUGAAAUCCCUGAGCCAGAACCUACAGAAGCAGAUAAAUUGGCAGUAGAGAAAGGAGAGCAACCAAUCAGUGCAGAUCUGAAACGGUUUCGCAAAGAAUAUGUCCAACCAGUACAACUUAGGAUACUAAAUGUAUUUCGCCACUGGGUAGAACAUCAUUUUUAUGAUUUUGAGAGAGAUCUGGAGUUACUUGAAAAAUUAGAAUCCUUUAUUUCAAGUGUAAAAGGAAAAACCAUGAAGAAGUGGGUAGAAUCAAUUGUUAAAAUCAUCAAGAGGAAAAAACAAGCUCAGGCAAAUGGAAUUAGCCAUAAUAUUACUUUCGAAAGCCCACCACCAUCAAUUGAGUGGCAUAUUAGCAGACCAGGACAAUAUGAAACAUUUGAUCUCAUGACCCUUCAUCCAAUAGAAAUUGCACGUCAACUAACACUUCUGGAAUCUGACCUCUACAGGGCAGUGCAGCCUUCUGAACUUGUGGGAAGUGUGUGGACUAAAGAAGAUAAGGAAAUAAAUUCCCCAAAUUUAUUGAAAAUGAUUCGGCAUACUACAAAUCUUACUCUCUGGUUUGAAAAGUGCAUAGUAGAAGCAGAAAACUUUGAAGAGCGAGUGGCAGUAUUAAGUAGGAUUAUAGAAAUUUUGCAAGUUUUUCAAGACUUGAACAAUUUCAAUGGUGUAUUAGAGAUAGUCAGUGCAGUGAAUUCAGUACCUGUGUACAGAUUGGACCACACAUUUGAAGCAUUACAGGAAAGAAAACGCAAGAUUUUAGAUGAAGCUGUAGAAUUAAGCCAAGAUCACUUUAAAAAAUACCUAGCAAAACUUAAAUCAAUCAACCCACCUUGUGUGCCUUUUUUUGGAAUAUAUUUAACAAAUAUUCUGAAAACUGAAGAAGGGAAUAAUGAUUUCCUUAAAAAACAAGGGAAAGAACUAAUCAACUUUAGUAAAAGAAGGAAAGUAGCUGAAAUUACUGGAGAGAUUCAGCAGUAUCAGAAUCAGCCUUAUUGUUUACGGAUAGAAUCAGAAAUAAGGAGGUUCUUUGAAAAUCUCAACCCUAUGGGAAAUGCAUCAGACAAAGAAUUUACAGAUUAUUUAUUCAAUAAAUCACAAGAAAUUGAACCCCGAAACUGUAAACAACCACCUCGAUUUCCUAGGAAAACAACUUUCUCCUUAAAAUCUCCUGGUAUAAGGCCACAUGCUGGCAGACAUGGCUCUACUUCAGGCACUUUACGAGGUCACCCAACACCAUUAGAAAGAGAACCAUGUAAAAUAAGCUUCAGUCGGAUAAAUGAGGCUGAGCAUGAAUCAGCAGCAUCAGCACCAACCUCUCCAAACACACCAUCUACUCCACCAGUCUCUGCUUCUUCAGAACUCAGUGUAUUUUUAGAUAUAGAUCUUAACAGUUCUUGUGGAAGCAACAGCAUCUUUGCCCCAGUGGUCUUACCACAUUCAAAAUCUUUCUUCAGUUCAUGUGGUAGUUUACAUAAAUUAACUGAAGAGCCACUGGUUCCUCCUCCUCUUCCUCCUCGUAAAAAGUUUGAUCAAGAUGUUUCAGCUUCUAAGGGAAACUUGAAAUAUGAUGAUGAUCCUCCUGCUAUUCCACCAAGGCAGCCACCACCUCCAAAGAUAAGACCUCGAGUUCCUGCUUACAGUGGUCCAUUUGAAGGGCCUUUGCCUAGCCCACCACCACCACCUCCACGAGACCCUCUUCCUGAGACUCCUCCACCAGUACCCUUUCGGCCUCCUGAACAUUUCAUAAACUAUCCAUUUAAUCUUCAGCCACCACCAAUGGGACAUACUCACAGAGAUCCAGAUUGGUUCCGGGAAGCCAGUACAUGCCCAAACUCACCGAAUACUCCUCCAAGCACACCCUCCCCAAGGGUGCCACGUCGCUGCGUGCUCAGUUCUAGUCAAAAUAAUCUUGCUCAUUCUCAAGCUCCCCCUAUCCCACCAAGACAGAAUUCAAGCCCUCACUUACCAAAACUGCCACCAAAGACUUACAAAAGAGAUCUUUGUCAACCUCCUAUGUACAGAUUGUCAUUGUUAGAAAAUGCAGAAACUCCUCAGUGACCUUAGCCAUAUUUAGUCAUUGACACUGGAAUAGUAUUUGUAAAGUUCCUUUUUUAUUUAUUCAAAACAAGGCAAGGUAUUUUAGUAGUUUUGCAAGUAAUUCUCAUAUAAUUGCUUACUGAUGAAAUAAGCUUUUAAAAAUUGGGGAAAUAAAAUUGUUUUAAAGCACACAAGUCCUUCAGCAUUGCCCUCAGGUGAUAGUAGCAUUACUGUGUGUUGGAUCCUCAGUGCUACCAGUGAUUAGGCCAGUAUAAAAAAUUUGUAUUUUGCAAUGAAUUUACAUUAAAUUAGUUUAACCAUUGUUUGCACUGGAAAGAAAGAGACAGUGCAUUUAUGGAAUUUUUCAAAUUUGACUUCUAGAGGCCUUUUUAAGAAAAUGAAUUUACACAAGUAUAGGGAUGUAGUGUUACUCCUUUUUAAACUUUUUGGCUACUCACUUUCUAGUUUUAUCUUCAUCUAGGAAAGUUGUGUUCUCAAACUCUUGAAUGUCAUGUCUUAAAAGGCAUUUUUGCUGUUGAUGACUAAAAAGAAAAAUGGAAUGAAAAUCAAAACAAAGAUAUCAGAAUGCACUGUUUUUAUUGUUUUGGCAGAAUGUAAACAAAGAUUACCCAGCCCAUUGUGGGGUUGGGAAGGGAGGGUAUAAAGCCUGUGUAUCUUUAGCAUGAAUCUUUUUCAGAUGUGCCUUUUUGUUUUGUCAGGCAGAUGUCUUUAGAUAAUGUUGCCUGCUGUUUUGGAGAACAAAGCUAAUAUGCUAUGUAUGUACAAUUUUGUUUAUAUUGUAUAUUUACAGACAAUGCUAAUAACCUAUAUAAAUUUAAGUGACUCAAGGCCUAUAAUUCAGUCUGCUACUUUGCAAAUUCAUACCAUUCAAAGGAAAGUUUUCAGUGGAAUAGCAACCAUGUCUUGCUUUCAAAUCCUAAUGACCUACUCUCUGAAUAUCAUUGCAUUUAUUGUAAUUUUUAAAAAUCCUUUUUGAAGAUUGGUAGUAUUUAAGUCACCUUUAUUAAACUUUUAAAACAGAAAAGUACACAAAACUUUUCUUUUACUGUUUUGACUACCUUGUUCAAAUUGGUGAAUGAAUCUGUUUUAAUGGUAGUACUACUGUAGCAGCACUUGUAAAGUGGCCAAAAGCCACUUUUUAUUUACUGAUCUGUGGUCUUUUACUGUGCUUUGUAUCAGAGUUCUUAACAAGAUUAAUAAAUCACCUCAGUCUUAAUUUUUCA